AUGUACGGAUACGCGUAUGCGUAUGUUCCAUCGCAAUAUUCACCUCCGGGUCAACCGUCCUACCAACCCUCCGUCAACUCAUCUCCCGGAAACCCAGGGAUCACCUCUUCGCACCCAGUCUCAGAGGCGAACCAGAUUGAUAUCCGGAAGAUUGAGACGGGGCAGGAUAUGCGCACGACAGUGAUGGUGAAGAACAUCCCGAAUAAGAUGACGGACAAGGAGCUGCACAAGUACAUUCAAGACGUCUGCCCUCGAAAGAUUGACUUCCUAUAUCUUAGGAUGGACUUCAAAAACGGUUGCAAUGUGGGAUACGCCUUUGUCAACUUCAUCUCGGUUAGAGAUCUUCAGUACUUCGUGAAGGAGAGGUUGAAUAAAAAAUGGAACAUGUACUCGAGCGAGAAGGUCCUGCAGAUGAGCUACGCGAACUAUCAGGGUAAAGAAGCACUUGUCGAGAAGUUCAAGAAUUCUUCUAUCAUGGAUGUUCAAGAAGAUUGGCGACCCAGAAUCUAUUAUUCUAGCGGGCCACAUCAAGGUUUACCCGAGCCAUUUCCCAAACCCACUCAUAUGCGCAGGAAAGAACGGAGCACGAUGAAUCGGGGCGCAUUAUAUGUACCUGGUGUCAACAGCCAUGGAUCUGGAUACCAUGGCCGGACCCACCAGCAUGGCAACCCCUCCGGCCCGCGGUCCUGGGCCUACGGCGGCGUGUCAGAUAAAUUCGCUGGCACUGGUUAUGUCGGCGGUUAUUGA
Messenger RNA from Coniophora puteana RWD-64-598 SS2, 747 nucleotides. RefSeq lists its product as uncharacterized. The record is from RefSeq and is a predicted model, not a curated record. Gene Ontology annotation, molecular function: RNA binding. NCBI's taxonomy places the organism in Eukaryota, Fungi, Basidiomycota, Agaricomycetes, Boletales, Coniophoraceae. The coding region runs from base 1 to 747 and encodes 248 amino acids. The transcript has 4 exons.